CCUCGAUAAAUUAACGUCAUCCACAGUCCAAGUCAGUCUAAGGGUCCACAAGACCAUCUACUAUCAAGUCAACCAUUGGUACACGCUACAUGCCCAUUGCCCAGUACUACCGGUAGGCCACGUCAAAAUAUAUAUCCACUAAAAUGAUUGAAAUCGAGUCCAUGACGAGGUACGUCUCACCGAUAAACCCAGCUGUGUUUCCACAUUUGGCUGUAGUCCUGUUAGGAAUCGGUAUAUUCUUUACCGCGUGGUUUUUCGUCUACGAAGUAACCAGCACCAAGUUUACCAGAGACAUAUUCAAGGAAUUGCUGGUCUCCUUAGUAGCUGCAAUAUUCUCCGGUUUCGGUGUACUGUUUCUACUGCUUUGGGUCGGAAUUUAUGUUUAGUCAUGGAUCACAACCCAUUUUGCUACACCAGACAUAUUCAAAUUUCUACAGGUUGAACACUGACUUGCAUGUGAUUCUUGUGACUUCAAGGAGCCGUGCUAUACAUCUGGUAAUAUUCCAUUGAACCGAAGUCUUUUUUCUAAAUAUUUAUAAUAAAUAUGGUAAAAUAGAUUCCACUGUGUGUUAUGGCACAGACUCUUUAAACCUUGUACAGUGUUCCUCAAUUCUGUUUUUGACAAAAAAAAAAGAGAAAGAAAAUAAACUAUGUAAUAAAAACAAAAUACAACACUGUACAUAUUCAUACUAAAUGUAAAUAUAUAGUUUGCAAAUUUUAUUCUCAAAUACAUGUCGACUGAGAAAUUGAAAGAAUCAUGAAUCUUUGUUUGAAAUGUGCGUUAUGAUCGUUUCGUAAGGACUUUAUUUUAUUACAGAGUUAUUACUUAUCAUUUCUAUUCAUUCAAUGGUAUAUCGAUAAUUUUUUUUUUUAUUUAAUAUACAUUGUACGUGGUAAAUAAAUCUUUGUUCGCAUAUAUUGAAAUAACUUGUGUAGGUAUAAUUAAUUACAUUUUAAAGCCAACUGUUCAUCAUCUCAGCACCAAAAUCAAUUUCUAUUCAACCUGCCAGACCAGCCUUCUGUCUGCAACGCAACAUUAGUGCUCGGAGCAUAAAUUGCCGACGUGAAAGCUGUCGAA
Messenger RNA from Neodiprion fabricii, 1078 nucleotides. RefSeq names its product transmembrane protein 258 (gene kud). The record is from RefSeq and is a predicted model, not a curated record. NCBI's taxonomy places the organism in Eukaryota, Metazoa, Arthropoda, Insecta, Hymenoptera, Diprionidae. Gene Ontology annotation, cellular component: membrane-bounded organelle. The transcript has 3 exons. Bases 144 to 386 code for a protein of 80 amino acids. Gene Ontology annotation, biological process: protein N-linked glycosylation.